AUGUCUACGAAUCGCUCAAUGAAUGCCGGGAGUUGGACAAAGCUGACUUUAACCGAGCUGAAGGACUUGUGUACAGCUUGUGGUCUCUCUGUGGAGGGUAAUAAAGAAGUGCUAGGCGAAAGACUACAAGCCUAUUUUGACAAAAGGAAGGAUAAAGGACCAGAGGCGAAGCUGAAAGAAAAUAAUAAAGGUCAAGAGUCAGGGGCCGGAGAUCCCAGAGAUAAGACAGGAGAAGCAGUAGAUGUGGAUUUGGAUACAGAUGGAGGUGGUAAUUUCAAGGAUGAUUUAGAUGAAGAAUCCCAAGAAGCGGAUAAUGGAAUUAGAGAGGAAUUCGAAGCAUGUUUUAAAAGAAAAGAGAAAGUAAAAUUAGUUCCUGUCAACAUUUUUCUGACUGCGUUAAGUAGCAUCAAGAGAAAGAUGGAUAGAAGUUUCUCUGUGUUGUAUAGGGAGAUUAAAGAUAGAAAUGAGUUAGAUAAGUACGAGUACGAAUUUUUGACGAAAAUUGGUAGACGUUUGGAUAAGGCAAUUAGGAUAUUGCUAGAUUCUACUAGAAAAGAAUUUGUUGGUGUACAUGAUGAAGUUGAAGCAAAGGCUGUUACAUUAAGACUAGCAGAUAACAAAGAGUGGAGUACCGCUCUGCAGAUAGUAGGGACUAGGGGUACAGAUGAAGGGCCCGUAGGUAUCAGCAAAAGAGAAGGAGAGAAUCAUCUACUUCAUCGGAUUCAGAAAGAGAUUAUUAUGAGAGGAGUAAGAAAAAGAAGAGAAAAAUUUUGUCCUUUUGGGCCAGAAAUUCCUAUGGCUACUCAGAUCGACAAGGAACAGUUACCUGCUAUAACUGCGGAGCCAGAAUUGACUACACUUGGGCUGGACUUGUAG
Messenger RNA from Dentiscutata erythropus, 876 nucleotides. NCBI's taxonomy places the organism in Eukaryota, Fungi, Glomeromycota, Glomeromycetes, Diversisporales, Gigasporaceae. The record is from the annotation of a GenBank genome assembly.